GGCUGCUCAAGAUGGCAGCGCGCUGGGAGCGUACGUUGUGCGUUUCUAGGAGCUUCGCGCUGCGGGUAGCUUAAGAUUCUCGUGUUAGAGGCCCACUCCAAGUUGGUGGUUGGCUGGAAUUUGGACUCCAUAGAUGGCUCUGAGUAAAUCAAUGCAUGCAAGAAAUAGAUACAAGGACAAACCUCCUGAUUUUGCAUAUCUGGCAUCCAAAUACCCAGAUUUUAAGCAACAUGUUCAGCCAAGUCUGAAUGGAAGAGUGAGUCUUAAUUUUAAAGACCCUGAAGCAGUCAGAGCUCUGACUUGUACCCUCCUGAGGGAGGAUUUUGGACUUUCUAUUGAUAUUCCAUUGGAAAGACUAAUUCCUGCAGUUCCCUCGAGACUCAACUAUAUUCAUUGGGUAGAAGAUCUGAUUGGUCAUCAGGACUCUGAUAAAAGUACUCUCCGAAGAGGAAUUGACAUAGGUACUGGGGCAUCCUGCAUCUACCCUUUACUUGGAAGUACCUUAAAUGGCUGGUACUUCCUUGCAACAGAAGUCGAUGAUAUGUGCUUCAACUAUGCAAAGAAAAACGUGGAACAGAAUAACUUAUCUGAUCUUAUAAAAGUGGUAAAAGUACCACAGAAAACACUCCUGAUGGAUGCUCUUAAAGAAGAAUCGGAGAUAGUCUAUGACUUUUGCAUGUGCAAUCCUCCCUUUUUUGCCAAUCAGUUGGAAGCCAAGGGAGUGAACUCUCGAAACCCUCGAAGGCCGCCCCCUAGUUCUGUGAAUACAGGGGGUGUGACAGAGAUCAUGGCAGAAGGAGGCGAGUUGGAGUUUGUUAAAAGGAUCAUCCAUGACAGUUUACAACUGAAAAAAAGAUUAAGGUGGUAUAGCUGUAUGCUAGGAAAGAAAUGCAGCCUUGCUCCUCUGAAGAAAGAACUUCGGAUACAAGGGGUUCCUAAAGUCACCUACACUGAAUUCUGUCAAGGUCGGACAAUGAGAUGGGCUUUGGCUUGGAGUUUUUAUGAUGAUGUAAGAGUACCAUCACCACCAAGUAAGCGAAGAAAACUAGAGAAGCCAAGGAAACCCAUUACAUUUGUAGUGUUGGAGUCUGUGAUGAAAGAAUUAUCCCUCAAAGUGUCACCUUUGGGCUCUGAGACAGUGGAAGGCAUAGUAGUUGUAACGACAUGGAUUGAAAAAAUUCUCACUGAUCUGAAGGUCCAGCAUAAGCGAGUUCCCUGUGGAAAGGAGGAAGUUAGUCUUUUCCUAACAGCCAUAGAAAACUCCUGGAUUCAUUUAAGGAGAAAGAAAAGAGAACGAGUGAGACAGCUGAGACAACUGAGAGAAGUUCCUCGAGCUCCUGAGGAUGUCAUCCAAGCCUUGGAAGAGAAAAAGUUCACCCCCAAAGAGUCUGGCAGUAGCCAAGAUUUGGCUCAGGGCCCUGGGGAGAGUACUGGGCCUGCUGUACAGGAAGGCGAGUCAGCCCCUAUGAGGGGCCAUGGCUCAGUCCAGGAUUCGCUUUCUCAGGAAGAAAACCCAGAACCCAUGGAGGACGAAAGGAGUGAGGAAAAAGGAGAGAUGGAGGGUUUGGAAAGUUGUAAAGGCUCUAGCAAUGAAACCCAGGACCAAGAGGCUUCUGAGCAGUUCAGCAAUCCAGUGUCUGAAAAAGGGAACCAUCUUCAAGGAGUGGCUGGCCAUUACCUAUUCAAGUGUUUGAUAAACGUUAAGAAGGAGGUAGAUGAUGCCUUAGUUGAAAUGCAUUGGGUUGAGGGUCAGAACAGGGAUUUGAUGAACCAGCUUUGCACCUAUAUACGUAACCAAAUCUUCAGGCUUGUUGGUAGCUAACUCCAAACUUCUAGCAUAGUUGGGAAAGUUUUAUACAGCAACUUGUUUUGGAGUGGCCUGUGGGUGGCAAGAGGAAUUCUACCAUUGGCCUAUUGGUAGGUCACAUUAUGUGGUAUUAUCUUUAAAAACAGGAAAAAAAUUCAUUUUUUAACCCCCCCCCCUUUUUUUUUUUUUUUUAAGUUUCAGGGCAUUGUAGUAUGGUAGUUUAGGAGGAAGAAUUGUGGUUAUCAGCAGCAACAAAAAGCCAUCAGAAGACUCAAAAGGGAUUUAAGCCUGACUUAAACUGAUCACCUUAGCUUUAGAUUUCUUCUGAGGCCAGAAGAAUUAUUUUUGGAAUCUGGUCUGGGUCAUAAUUGUGUAGAGCAUCGUGCUUUCUCACCCCCCAAAUGGAGGCAGGAUACCUGGGCAAAUAGGCUGUGUACCCUCUUGUAGAGAUACUCUGAAGACUGAAGACUUUCUCGGGGUAUAUAUGAUUGAUUACCCCUGUGUCAGUACUAAGAAGAGAACUGGACUGAUGGUAGGUAGCAGGAGAGUCAGGGAGAGAAAGCUUAGUAAUGCCAGAAGAAGGGCCAAUCUGGGCAGCACCUGGAAACGUCACGUUCCUGACUCAUGUCUGUUUUGAUGAAACUUAUUUCAGAAACAAUUAGGUAAGCGAAACUCCCAGAUGUGACUGAGACACAACAGAAUGAAGCCAUACCCCAUGCCUCUGGCCUUUUGAAAGUACUGUUUUGUAGCAGUUUUACUAGUGUAUGACAUUUGAAAUGGAGCUUUGUUUUGUUUUUUUAAUAUAAGAGUAUUCAGAACUGAAAACUGUCCAUCCUGUUUGAAUCCUAGGGUUGGGGAAAAUAUUUUCUUGGCUUUGAAUGGGUAAAUGAUGGUAGAAAUGAGUAAUGGAACAAGAUAUGUGAUGUAGGCUGCUUAAGAAAUGCUCAUCUAUUGGCAAAUAAGCUGUAGCUGAUCAAAUACUGCCUUUUGUGGGUUCCUUUGUAAACCUCCUCUGUGCUUACCUGUUAGCGUAGAGAAUUCUGAGGUCAAGGUAACCCAUGUUCUUAAAACACAUUUCCAGUUGGAAUGUCAGCUCAGUGGGAAUGCCUCUGGAAACGGGUUUUGUUUUUUGUUCUGUUAGAGUUUUGGUUACCCUCUGCUUAGCUUCAGUUUCAGCAGCCUAGUGUUCUGUUUAAUCUGAUGUUUUUAGUAUGGUGCCAGAAUUCCUUGUUAUCUGCAAAGAAGACUGGAGCUGCAUAGUUAAGCCACACUUUUGAAAGGUGGCUGUUGGUUAGGGCAGAAUACUUAAUGACCUCAGCAUAUUUUGACGGUAGCUUCUAGACCAGGCCCUCCGUAAAGAUACAGGAAAUGAAAGGACUAUAAUAUACCUCACUGUGGCAGUGGAUCCUGAGCUGCAGAAGAUAACAUACUAACCCAUCAUUGUUCUUGACCUGGUCUGUGACUCUCUAGAGCAUCCAUAAACCUCCUGGCUUGUUUUUAAAAGCUCUGUGAGCAUAUGUGGGGUUUUUUUGUUCGUUUGGUUUUUUCCUAGAAAAGAGUGUUUUUGAGUUAGAGUGGUCAGUAACCCACUGAAGAUUAGGUAACGCUAUUCUAGUCUAACUUCUCACUUGACAGACUGAGGAAAUAAAUCUUGGGCUAGGUCACACAGAGUCAGAUUUAAUCCACGGCCUUGGAUUCCUCCAAUCCAGUAAUCAUCUGUACCCAUCCACACUGUCCUGCUGUACUUACCUGUGGUGACACAGUGAACUGUAUGCCAGACCCAAACCCAGUUUCUACCUUGAUGGAAUUUUAGGGUAAUUGAGUUAGGUGGCAUCUAUUCAUUCAGCAAGUGGUCAGUAAAUAUUUAUUAUUUACUUGUUUGUUUCAUUAAAAAAGAGUAGCAUGUUACUCAUUAAAGAUUUGGAAAAGUGAAAGAAAACAGUAACAAAGUCACCCCUAGUCUCAGCCUUCUCAAACACAACCACUACUGGUACUUUAGUAUUUCCUUCUAGUCUCCCUUUCUGUAGAUGGGGUGUGAGAUUGUGUGGGUUUAACUGAGGUCAUGCUGAUGCCAUUUUCAGUUUUAUGUUAUGCUGUUUUUCAUUUAACACCUUAUAGGUAUUUUUCCAUGUUAUAACAAUAGUGUAUUUAUUUACUCUCCUUGCCUGUUCAAAAUGUAUUUCAGUCACAGUAUUAGCCUUUGUUUAGAUCUAGUACUUAAAAAAAAAAAGAUUCCCAGGGAAAAUGCUGAGUAACUGGAGGCAUGAAAGAUUUGUCUUGUGUCUUUGUGUUUCAGUGCCCCAGGUUUAAGGCUUGGUGUCAUGGAUGAGCUUUUAUAGAUAUUAUGUUAAUGCUCUUAGAGUUUAAAAAGUACGUGACAAGGGAAGCUUCUAUUGCCAGAGCUGAGUGCCUUCUUUGGUAUUGGAUGUCUUCAUUUCCUUCUCUGAGAAUAGUUUAUCUAAUGAGAGAACACUGAAAAUUAAUAAGACAUAAAAAUAAUUUCAAGUAUGCAUAUACUUUAUAAUUGGGUGAUAAUGUGAUAGUAUAUACCUUUGGUAUGGGGGAAAGGAAUUUAUUUUCUUUAAAGAAAUAGGUUAUUGACCCAUAUAUCAUGUUGAAUGAUAUUUGCCUUAAAUGUCUAGAGUUCAAGUUCAUGUUGGUGGAUUGGUAUGGAAUUAAAUCUUUGUGAUAUUAUCUUAAAUUCUAUUCUGGUCCCUGGCAUUGGCUUACGAUCUUCUAUAACUCAAAUGGGAACAGAAGCUGGACUUGUUUUCCAGUGGGUACUAAAGCAGCUUUUGUUCUUUGGAAUCUGCUUUUCUUCCAGCAGGUUGGUUCUCUCACCCCACAUCCUUGCCUGACUGUUCACUAACCAGAGCAUCGCUGCCUGUCCUAGCAGGGUUGGAGUCUGUGGUGGGGUUUCCACUGAUCUUAAUGGUUCAUAUUGAUUACUUAAAACUUUAGUAUACAUAUUUAAAACAUGAAACCUCUUUUGUUAUAAGUCAAGGCUUAUGAUGCAAACCUACCAAAUCCUACAAGUAAUAAAACUGUAAGGUUUGGAAAAGAUGCAAAACCCUGUGGAAAUCCCAAGGCCUCUUAAAAGGUGUUAGCACCUCCAUCUUAAGCUGCAGCAUUUUCCUCCGUGGCCACAUGGGGGCACCCUUGGCUCUUUUUAUCAAUUAACUGCACCAUGGGAAUAGUUAAAAUUGUGUCUUUGGUAUUUUCUUGAAAUACCCAUUUGCUACCCAGAUAAAUAUUUUUAUGUAAGUAAAACGUAAAAAAUAAAAGUAGGAGAAAGAAAAAAACCCACUAUUCCAUGUCUUUUUUAAUCGGCAUAAUCUUUCAAUGCUUUUAAGUUUCUUUAUGGUCCUAGUUGACUCUUCAUUUUCUUUCCUUUUCUUUCCAUCUCUCCUGCUACUCUAGAACAUACCAGGUUGGGUUAGUCUUUUGGAUCAAGUUUUUAUUAGUAUCUUGUUAAUUGGGGUACUGGAGGGGGGGAUGUUUAAUGAUCUUAAACAGUAACUUUUCAAAAAGCCUUAUGUUCAAGGAACAGAAAUAGCUCUAAGAAAGAAACUGUUUUCAAUGUUCUUUUUGUCUUUAAAUUCUUUCGGUUUGUCUGGCCUGGGUGACUAGGAGGCAUAUAAUGGUGUUGUUUACAUCAAAAGUUGACAUAGUUGGUUCUGUGUUGUACGUAUUCUGGGGUUAGCUGGGCCUUCUUUCCCACAAGGGGGGUUUCUGUGUAGAACAUGUGUACUAACCCUGGGGUCUUUGUGGGCUCAAGAGGAAGAUCAUCUACCCUUGUUUGCAUGGCAUAGGCUCAGGUGUUAUGGGUGGACACCCAACAGAUCUGCACAUUAGGAGGAGAAAGUCCACUUUGGGAAACUAGAGCUGUCUAGGAGUAGGACAGUUGCAAAAGUGCAGCAGUUUUACCGCCACCCAGGAGCUACUCCCAGGAAAAGGACCUAACCACGUUAUUUUUUAGGAAAGUUGGGGCUUGGAAGACUUGGUUUGCUGAAUGGGCAGUAACCCUAGUAAAACCCAGGAGAGGCUUACCAGUAGAAUGAACUGGCUUCUGCCUCCCGGAGCAGAGCAUUGGCGGUCUUGAACCUUUCUAAUGUUUUCAAGUGUUAAUCUCUUGGUGCUCCAGCUACCCCAGUAUUAGCCCUGCGUGGGGCUCACCCUACUAGCAGCAGGUCCUCUGCUGUGACUCACCCAAAUGGCUAAAACAGCAGUUUGUUAUUUUAAUUGCUGGUUGGAACAGCUAAUGCUGCCUUUUGGAGACUAUGCUUUUACUCUGUGUUGUGACUGAGUGAAGCCUUGCACGGCUGGAUGCCCUUUGAGGUGUAGGCUACCCGCCUGUCUCAGCUCAAGCAGAAACCUCAGAGACUGCGCUGUCUUCAGGGAAGUGGAGGGUCACCACUGGUCCUUACUUUGAGCCAUGGAAAUGAAAUAAGGAAUGAACCAGAAAGUACAGAUGAACUUGGCAGAACUGGCUUCUAUAUGAUGUUCUUAAGAGGGCCGUGGUUGUUUUAAGUCACAGGUGCUUUUUCAGCCACCCUAAGGGAAUGAAAAACAGAAAAGAGUACAGGCUUCACAGUUCAUCAGAUGUCAGUUUAUGUUCCAGUUCCACUUACAGGGUAAGUCGGUUCCACUAAGCCUUGGCGUCCUUAUACAUAAGAUGAAGAAUUCUUGCCCCCCAGAGUUGUAGCAGCAGUUAAGUGAGAGAAGUACUAAAACAUUUGGAAGCAUACAUAGACAAGGAGUAGGCUUUUCAACCUAUUCAUCUCUUUAUUCUUUUGAGUUUUCAAUUUCUAAUCAAAAAAUCUUCCAAUAAACUCAAAUGAAAAGGCCAGGGCCUCUGGUGUAUAAUAGCAGGUGUAGACUACCACUUUCCGACCAAGAGCAAAACCCAGGCUUCCAUGUACUGGAGGAUGAACGGUAUUGAUUAGCCAUUUUCUAUAUAAAUUGUCACAUUUAGUAACCCCCUGCAAGCGGUGUGGUGUCCCUGUGUGAUAACUUGAUGAAAUAGAAGCUCAGAGAACCUAAAUGACUUGUCUUAAGGUUAUUAACAGAGCUAAGUCGGCUGAACUCAGGUUCAGAGAUCCAAGAUACCAAAUCUCAAGAUUUGAAACAAGUGCUACAUUUAGGGUGGAAAUCCAGGCUAAAUUGACCGGCCUCUAGGGAAGGAGAUGUCAGUUAUUUGACACAGGGAAAAGAGAAAAAGCAUCUCUUAUCCAGCCUCACAAUUUAGCUCCUUGAAGUAAUAUUUUCCAGGUCAUGAUCAAUGACAAAGAUUUAAUAAGUGAGAUUACUUGUAAUUCUUAAUUUAUGCUACCAAAUCUUCAUAGAAUUUUGUAUUUGGCAGUUGUGCAGAUAAUUACGUAGUCAGUGAAACCAUAAAACACCUUUUGCAUGUAUGUGUUGGAUCAGAAUCAUGUAAAUAACUGAUAAUUAGAUAAUGACUUUUAGACAAUACCUAGUGUAUAAUAAUUGAAGAAGGAUUUUUAAAAAAUAGUAGACAGCACUAAAUAUUUCAUGUAUAGGAUGCAGAACUGAUGUGCUUUUUAAUCUUGCUGGAGAGGGUAGUUGUCAGAAAAACAGCAAGUCAUCUUUGUCAGGUAGGGUAGAUGAACUCAAAAUCUGGAAGAAAGAAAAGACUGCCUGCCGUCUGGUAGACCCAUUCAGGGAGUGUGGCCUGAGAGUCUAGAAGCCAGAGCCAGGAGGUUCUCAGCUGGGGGACUUGGCUGGCCCCAGCAGCCUGUCAGCCCCCUGGGAAAUGCACUGCUGCUGCUGCUGUCCAGGAGAGAAGGCCAUCCAGAGAGCACUGCUGGGCCUGGGACUGUCGCUGAGGCAGGCCUGCUCCCAUAGAUUGGCUGGGAAAGGGGGUUCCCAGUCUGAUGUGACAGGAUCCUUCAUUCAGACCUGGUUGUCCCAGGGUUUCUGCCUUCAGGGCCAAACACGGGCAUUAUGGACCAAACCCUGGCCUGUAUUUCAGUGACCUCUAGACGAGCACUAAUGAGGACUUCUUCAUUCACAAAGGGAAGUACAGUACUUCCUCAUCUUCUACACCAGGGGCCAGGCAAGAAGGGAUAGCUCAUGCUCUGACUAAAAGGAGCUAGCUUUUAUUCAGUUUCUGCUGGUUAUUGCCAUGCAAAAAUAUCACCCUACCAACAUCCAACCUAUGUUGGUGGAUCAUUAAAUUUUUUUGAGGGAAGCCCGAAAUCCAGAUUUAUGGGAAAUUUACCUAAUUGUAAAUCCUGACAACUAAUUAUUAUAUAAAAACCUGGUAGACUGUCAGCUUGUGGCUGCUUCUAUUCCUAACUCUCAUUUACUUCAGCUACUGAAGUCUAGUUCUGGCCACCCUCCUUUUUUAGAGUUAUUCUCAUCUCUUUAAGAGAGUAUCCCAAAGAUUCUGUCCAUGGGCCAUGUUCACUCUUUUCUCCCCCUUAUGGAUGACCUCAUAUACUUCCAUGACAUCAACUAGUGCUCACCCAUACAUUCAUGCCCAGAUCUAGCCCUUUUCUGAAGUUCCUUUAUCCACAUAUCUAACCAGCUAAAUACAGAACAUCAACCCCCGGGACUGUGGCUGUGUCAGAUUCAGCUAACUGUCUGCACCCGCUGCUUCUCCUUUAUUCUUGAUCACCAUCCAUCCACCUAGCUGUCCAGUCACUGUCCAGACAUGAGUUUGUCAUCUGUGCUCCUCCCUCUUUUCACCACCAGUUACUACAGUCUUCCACCUUAGAAAUAGCUUUAAAUCCAGCCCAACCUCUUUAUCCCUAGUGCUGCUGUGUUAGUGCUGUUCCUCAUGUCACCUGAAUUCUGAGGGUAGCCAGAACCAUUUCUGGGGAAUGUGAGAGCUAAGCAUCAGAAAGAGCAGGUUUAGGUAGGAUUGAGAAGGGAAGACAAAUCUGCUUUUGAGGGUAAAAUGAGAGACCUUUCAGAAUAAAGACUUAAGAUGGAAAGUAGACCCACAGCAACAGGUCAAAGUAGUUGAGAUCAAGAACCGUGAGGCCCUUCCUCAUAAAGCACGGGAGAAUUUUUUUCCCCUUUGACACCAUUUCAUUUUACAAAGUAAUACAUUUUCAUUGUAAGAAUUACUCAAAUGAAGUUAUUUUACAUUUUAUCUGUCUUAGUAUUUUUAAGUAUAUUUUACAGAUUAUGUUAUUACAGUUGUCCCAUUCUUUUUUCCCCUUUAUUCCUCUCUGCCAUGCAGUCCCACCCCCCACAGUUUUCCCCCCCUUAGCUCAUGUCCGUGAGUUAUACAUAUAAGUUCUUUGGCUUCUCCAUUUCCUGUACUCUUCUUAACUUGCCCUUGUCUUUUUUGUACCUCCCAUUUAUGCUUCUUAUUCCCUGUACCUUUUCCCCCAUUCUUCCUCCCCCUCCCCACUCACCUUCCAUGUGAUCUCCAAUUCUGGGAUUCUGUUCCUGUUCUAGUUGUUUGCUUUGUUUUUGUUUUCAUUGUUUUUCAGGUUCAGUUGUUGAUAGUUGUGAGUUUGUUGUUUUACUGUUCAUAUUUUUUAUCUUUUUCUUAGAUAAGUUGCUUUAACAUUUCAUAUAAUAAGGGCUUGGUGAUGAUGAACUCCUUGAACUUGACCUUAUCUGAGCAGCACUUUACCUGCCCUUCCAUUCUAAAUGACAGCUCUGGAUGUAGGUCCUUGUCUUUCAUGACUUGGAAUACUUCUUUCCAGCCCCUUCUUGCCUAUAAGGUUUCUUUUGAGAAAUCAGCUAAGAGCCUUACAGGAACUUCUUUGUAGGUAACUGUCACCUUUUCUCUCGCUUCUUUUAAGAUUCUCUCCUUCAUUUUAAUCUUGGCUAAUGUAGUUAUGAUGUGCCUUGGUGUGUACAUCCUUGGGGCCACCUUCUUUGGGACUCUCUGAGCUUCCUGGACUUCCUGGAAGUUCAUUCCUUUGCCAGAUUGGAGAAGUUCUCCAUUAUUUUUUCAAAAAUGUUUUCAGUUUCUUGCUCUUCCUCUUCCCUUUCUGGCACUUCUAUGCCAGAUGUUGAAACAUUUAAAGUUGUCCCAGAGGUUCCUAAGCCUCUCCUCAUUUUUUUGAAUUCUUGUUUUUCAUUGUUUCAGUUUAAUGUUUAUUUCUUCCUUUUGUUCCAAAUUGUUGAUUUGAGUCCCAGUUUUCUUCCCUUCACUGUUGGUUCUCUGUAUAGUAUUCUUUAUUUCACUUUCUCCUCUUUUUUGUGACCAUACUCAACCAUUUCUCUCUUUUUUUAAAGAUUUUUUAUUUAUUUAUCUUUAGAGGGGAAGGGAAGGAGAGAGAGAGAGAAAUAUCAAUGUAUGGUUGCCUCUUGUGCAUCCCUGCUGGGAACUGGCCUGCAACCCAGGCAUGUGCCCUGACUGGGAAUCGAACCGCGAUCCUCUGGUUCUCAGGCCUAUGUUCAAUCCAUUGAACUACACCAGCCAGGGCUCAACCAUUUCUGUGAGCAUCCUGAUUACCAGUGUUUUGAACUCUGCAUCCAGUAUGUUGGCUACCUCUUCAUCACUUAGCUGUUUUUCUGGAGUUUUUAUCUCUUCUUUCAGUUUGGCCACGUGUCUUUGUCUCAGUGCACCACCAGUCUGGAUGAGUUUUUUUUUUUUAACUCCUUGGUUGUGACCUGCAUACAGUUCAGUUUUCUGGCAGUUCUCAUUUUUGUUUGUAAAUUUGUUGUCCUUCGGGUUGUGCAAGGAGACAAAAUGUAUUUACUUACACCUCCAUCUUGGCUGGAAGUCCCUAUCUUAGUAUUUUUAUAUGCAUAUAUAAUUUUAAACAGCAAAUGUGGGAUCAUAUUGUAUAUUACUGUUCCAUAAUCUUUUUCAUUUAGCAAUAUAUGAUAACCUUUUUCUGAUUAUAAAAUUAUUCUGUAUCAGAAAACUUGUGAAAAUAAAAAUUACCAGUAAUCACACUGCCCAGACACAGCCAUUGUUAAUAUCUUGGUACAUUAACCCUCUUCGUCUUCACAUGCUAUAUUGUGAGCAUUACUUCACUAACCCAAUUGUUCCGUGUUGGGAAUUGAAGUUUUCUGGUGUUCAGUAUUAUAAAUAAUGCUUUAUUGAGUAUCUCUCUAAAAAUAUUUGUUAUUGGUUUAGUGUAAACUUACAUAAGAAUCACUGAAGCAGAAGAUAGGGACUCUUUUAAAGGUUCUAUAUGUAUAUUGCCAGUUUGCCUGUUAAAAACUUUUGGGCUACUUUACACUUUCAUAGGUGCCUGUUUUUACCACACCUUUGAUAGCAUUAGAAGUCUAAUUUUUAGAAAUCCUUUUAUCAAUUUAUUAUGAUAUUGAUAAGGUCAAACAUUUUCAUGUAUUUAUAUGUACAACAUAGAAAUAUGUUAUACAACAUUUUGUUGUAUAUACAGGGUCUGAUAUAAAUAACACCCCUUUUUUAAAAUUUAUUUAUUUUAUCUUUAGAGGGGAAAGGGAAGGAGAAAGGGAGAGAAACAUUAAUGUAUGGUUGCCCUUUGCGCAUUCCCUGCUGGGAACUGGCCUGCAGGGAACCGGCCUGCAACCCAGGCAUGUGCCCUGACUGGGAAACGAACCGCGAUUGUCUGGUUCGCAGGCCCAAGCUCAAUCCACUGAGCUACACCAGCCAGGGCAAUAACACCCCUUUUAAUUACAAAAUCUUUUACUAUAAAAUCAUAAGCAUGUAAUUCUAUAACACAACAAUGGCACACUCAAGCACACCAUAUGACAUUUUAGGUGAAAUGUUCAAAUUAAAAGUAUAAAUUAUUACACCCAUAUUAUUACCCUACCAACCACACUCAAGCUGGUGUUACUUCUGCUGGACCCUGUAUUAUUUCAUAUGUUGUUUUACAAACUUUAUAUUUGUGUUCAUUUUUUAUAUGCAGGUGUUCUUUCUGUCACUGAAUUGCAAAGGCACAUCUUGCCAAUAUUUUCCUCUGUUUUAUCAUUUAUGUGUUCCUUUUAUUUAUGGUGAUCUUGUUUUGUUUUCACAGUUAAGGAAUUUUUUGAGGGUUUGAGUAAUCAAAUUUGUCAGGCUGUUCCUUUACAUUUUCUUUGUUUGCCUUUAUGGGUAAACACCUCCUUCACUACACUUGGAGCAGAAAAAAAUGUCUGCCCAUAUAUUAUUAUCGUCUUUUUUGGCAUUAUUUUUUACAUUUAACACUUGAAUUGGUGUUGGUUUAUGGUAUGAGGUUUAAGGACCCCUGUUUAAUGAAUGGUUCAGAGUUAUCACAGAGUUAUGCAUCAGAGAGAUAACUGAUAAUCUCUAGCACCACCAUCUGAGGCAUCUGUGCUGGGAACAGGGACUUGAGCAGAAGGGGGUGGGAGGUAUGUACUAUCCCAGCCCCCAGCCUGGAAGUGGUGGGACGAGAGGCACAGGCCGAUGUGUUGCUCCUGGAGUGUCCUGAGUAUCCCCAUUACUGCCCAGUGUAUACUCUCUCCCAGUAGACGCUGAGACCUUAGUAAGAAUCUUGGUUGCAGGCCCUGGAUCUAGGCAGUCCAGCCAAUGACUGGCCACUGCUCCUGGCCUUACAUAGUCUUCUGAGAGGGUACCAGUUACAGCGCAGGUAGCUGAUCUCUUGGGUUUUAAAGACUUGGUCCUGCAGCCUUGCUUUUAGGUAUGAACUUGGAUUGCUAGGGCAAUAGAAUAGACCUUAGGCCUUUCUGUAGGGCUGAUUGUAUUCCAUCCCUUAUGAUCUGGAAGCGGCCUUCCCUUUCAUCAAUAUUCCCCCACCUGCACUGAUCCAGCUGGCUCUUGACUCACAUUAUAAGACUUUACCUCUCUCUGCUAACUGCCCAGUCUCACUCCCAUGACCUGAAAUAAUUUACUCUAAAGCCACAUUCUCCCCCCUCCUGCCCCCUCCUCGAGGAAUAAGUGAAACCCUCAUCCUUCUCCUUGUGCCUUUCCACCCUUUAUCAUCUUCCUCCUUCCCAAAUCAUCCAUAGGCACCAUAUCUCUAGCUACAUAGAGUGGCUAGCCUCUCUGGUUUCUCAGAAAAGCUCAUAGUGUGUGACUCCUCCCUUUUUGCUUUUGAACUGCAUUUCUUUCCUUAUUACUCAGUGUCCACACCCAGGGCGGUUGCCUGAAUAAAAAUCUGCCUCUUCCCCCAGUCACCUUCUUAGGCUAACUCCAGGAGAAGAGAAGAAUCUCUGCCCAUCUACCUUGGCCCAGUUAGAAGCCAUUAACUCCUCAGAGUGGUCUGAGACAGUAUAGUGUCCUCUGAGUCCUCUGAUUUGUCUUCUCAUUUAUCUGCUAAGCUUGUUUAUUGAGCACCACUAAGCAAAGUUAAUGAGAAUUAUCUUUAGCCAGGAAGGGAGAGGUUAUCUCCCCGUCAUCACUUAUUUCUGUGAGGUCUUCGAGGACUCUGGACUCACUGACCCUGGCUGGGCUGUUCACACAAUCUAAGGAGAACCAGGCCACUUCUCGUCCCAGCUGACACUAAGCAGCUUUGUGACCUUGGAUGAGAGGUUUAUCUUGAAAGUUUGGACCGAGUGAUCUCACUCUUCCAGCUGUGACAACAUGUGAGGCAGUGAAGAGGGAAAAGUACCUGAAUGGGAAGGUGGAACUUAAUUGUACCAGUUUUGUAGGUUCAGGAGAGGUCCUUUGACAACUGACCAGGUAGAAGAAGCUAGGUAAAGACUUAGAUGGGAACUGCCAGCUCUGCGGCGCCCACUUCACUGAUGACUGAAUGAGUACCCCAUAGGAUACACCUCUAUCAAAGUAAUUAAAAAUCUUGCUCACCUUUCAAGGUGGGCUUAUCAGGAAUCAGGGUCAGUUGGCUAACCCAACCUUAAAUCCACUUCACUUCUUAUCCCUUCUAACAAAAAUAUGAUUACCUGGGAACCUAACCUUCUAAAAUGAGUAUCUCAGUACUCUUAAUGGUCUUUGUGUAGUCCUAUGAUCUUGUGCUACAUCCAGCAGGGUGGUAGAGAGCAAAGUUAAUCUUUUCCUAGGUAUUGUAUGGAGUAGAGUUCUGCUCUCUGACCUUUUACCCAACUCUGGCUUACCAAAGGGUCACCUGGUCUUGGCUACAAGGAUACCCAGCCCAGUGCCUGGCACAUGUUAGGCCCACAGUAAAUAUUUGUUAAAAUAAUGUCUGGUGUGUCCCUGGGUGUACUAGUUUCUGUUCCUUCCUCUACAUCUUAUAGCUGAUUUUCUUCUCCUGGUUUUGUUUUAAUUAUGGUAAGUGAAAAACUCCCUAAAACCCCUUGCAGAAUUUGAGAGGUCAGGCCUGGAGUGUUAGGACAUCUCUGGGACCUGUCUAUGGCCAUACCACCCUGAUCGCGCCUGAUCUCAGAAGCUAAGCAGGGUUGGGCUUGGUUAGGACUUGGAUGGGAGGGCAUCUCUGUUAUCUAAUGUGAAUACCUGUACUUUUGGCAUCACACCUUUCUCCUAUCUCAUUACUUAUGCUUUGUACUGGUCAGGAAACUGAUUUUUCAUAGCUCUUGGAGUUGUGUAUGUAUGUUAAACUUGUUGGGGUGAAUAAGGGGUGGAAGAUAGUCCAUCAAGGAAUGCAUGUUCAAAAACUGAGGGACUUAAUCUGGGCAUUGGGGUGUACAAGACUGGAGGAAGAAGACUAAAAAUAGAAAUCUCGUGAGAAAGCACACAGUGAUGGAUGGCCAUGGUGUCUUCCUGCCCCAAAGGUACUAAAGCACCUAGAAGCCAUAAAGAAACUUCAGAACAACUUUUUGGAAAUGGCUGGGCUUUGGAUCAUUCCCAAAAUGUGCUAACCUUCCUGCUCAACAUCAAAAGGAUUUCUUUUCCCUUUCCCUUGAAUGAAUACAAUCGGCAGCGUCGUUAGUUCCACCCCUUUGAAACAGGAAGCUGAGACUAAAAUGUUAAACGGCCCUUCUGUUCAUUCCCUUCUCCUUUUAUUCCCCACCCCACCCCCUUUACAGAGAUAUUUGUCCAUUCCCCACGUGCAGGGACUAUAGUAGAUGAGAAAUUCUGUUUGACCAUUUUCAAGCUUCUGUAGGCCACAACAGGGCCGGAAUAAACCUCCUUUCUAAACCCUUGCUUUUGCCUAACAUCCCCUGGCUGCUGUCCCCACAUGACCCAAAUAAACAGAUGAUCAUGUGAAGCCAGUAAGG
Molecule: messenger RNA, 14842 nt
Organism: Artibeus jamaicensis (Jamaican fruit-eating bat)
Lineage: Eukaryota; Metazoa; Chordata; Mammalia; Chiroptera; Phyllostomidae
Gene: METTL16
Product: methyltransferase 16, N6-methyladenosine
Exons: 10
Coding region: 134-1822 (562 amino acids)
Biological process (GO): rRNA base methylation
Cellular component (GO): nucleus
Molecular function (GO): 23S rRNA (adenine(1618)-N(6))-methyltransferase activity
Source: RefSeq, a predicted model, not a curated record